AUGUCCUGGUUUUCAAGUUUCGUCUCGAAUUUCAAAUUUCCACCACCAGCCGAUUCUCUCAGACCACAUCCUACUCAGGCGCAGCCUCAUGAAAGACGGCUUCUUGAGGAGCCAUCGUCCUUUACAAAGCCCAUCGAUUCCGAAGCAGCUGCUCCUACGGGCGACAGUUUACCUGCAGACUGUGCCAAGAUACAAGAAGAAGGCCGUCGGCGCAACAAACUCAUCAUUGCAGCUGGUCUAGCUUUCUUUGGUCUCUCAAUCAUCACGACUCGACGAUCUCUUAGCAGGAGGCGCAUAGCAUCGCAAGCAGCGUUUUUCAAGGACGCCCCUACAAACAAUGCGGAGCAAGCGAAGAAUGUCAGUGGUGCGCUCGAAGCAGUGGAAGCGCUGAAUAUAGCGACAAUAAAUGUGCUGAGUGUGGCUAUGUUGGCUACAGGAGGAACAUUGUGGUAUCUCGAUAUUAAUAGUUUGGCGGAUGCAAGGAAGAUGAUAAGAGGUGGAUUGGGCGUUGAUGGAAAGGGUAUGACUGAAGAUGAGGCCAAUGAAGAGAUUGAAGAAGCUAUUGCGAGCAUACUUGCGCGAAAGGACUCGAAAGAUACUACAAGAAGAACAUGA
Molecule: messenger RNA, 615 nt
Organism: Lithohypha guttulata
Lineage: Eukaryota; Fungi; Ascomycota; Eurotiomycetes; Chaetothyriales; Trichomeriaceae
Exons: 1
Coding region: 1-615 (204 amino acids)
Cellular component (GO): mitochondrion
Source: RefSeq, a predicted model, not a curated record